Molecule: messenger RNA, 860 nt
Organism: Salpingoeca rosetta
Lineage: Eukaryota; Choanoflagellata; Craspedida; Salpingoecidae
Product: NIP30 protein
Exons: 5
Coding region: 42-767 (241 amino acids)
Cellular component (GO): nucleus
Source: RefSeq, a predicted model, not a curated record
CACCAACAACAACGCUGACAACAACGCCAACAACCACCAACAUGAACUUUCGGCGCUUUGUGACGGAAGAUGAAGUGCAGGAGACACGCAAGCUGCAACAAGAGGAGUGGGAACGCAACCGCAAGCCAGGCGAAGCCUUGGAGCGACCGGACGCACCAUACGACCCGCGCCCACUGUAUGAGAAGCUGAAGGAGCAGCGCGUCAAGAAGCAGGAGGAAUUUGAGGAGAAGCUCAAGUUCAAGAACCAGAUCUACUCUGGGCUGGACGAGGAGGAGGCCAAGUUCCUCGAAGAGUGCAGGCAGAAGCAGAUUGAAGAGGAGGAUCAGAGGUGGGUGGAGGAAGGCCAUGCCAUUCGCGAGUACAGACGGCAGGCCGAGGAAACGGUCGUAACCACGGUCGAAGAGCCGCCAGCGCAACCCACCGUCAGCGUCCUGGAGAAGAAGUUGCAAGAGGCGAGACGCAAGCUCGAGUCAAAGUCACAGAGCAAGCUGCUGCAAGGCCUGGUGCGCCGCAAGAGCACAAAGACCAGCAGUGACAACGCCGGCGACGACGAUGACAGCGAAACAAAGGCGAAGCGUGCAAAGACACAACAACAGCAGCAGCAGAGCAGCGGUGCUGGGGUGGUGGCGACGGAGAAGCACGAAAGGAAGGACGAGAGGAGGAAGGCGAGUGAAGCGACACACGGCGCUGUUCCCGCAACGAAGAAGGGCGGCCUUGUCGAUUACAGCAGCAGCAGCAGUGAAGAUGACGACGAUGAUGACGAGUAGAACUUGCUGAGUGUGUGUAUGUGUGUGUGUGUGAAAUUGUGUGAAUGUGUGUGUGUGUGUGUCUGUAUCUGUGUGUGUGUGAAAUUGUGUGAA